This is a messenger RNA of Triticum turgidum subsp. durum (durum wheat), 1410 nucleotides long. The record is from the annotation of a GenBank genome assembly. NCBI's taxonomy places the organism in Eukaryota, Viridiplantae, Streptophyta, Magnoliopsida, Poales, Poaceae.
AUGGGGUGCGCGCACGGCAAGUGCUGCCUGCCGCGGGGCGACGGCGGGGGGCGGCGGGAAGGCGGCGGCGUGCCGGGCGGCCUCGGCGGCUCCACCCUCGGCCGCGCCGCGGUGCCGGGGGCCGGCCUGGCGCUGGAGUACGCCACGCUGACGGUCGACGGCCUCUACCCGGACUCCCCGGGCCGGGAGACGCAGGACGCGUACCUGGUGGCCACGCGCUUCGCGGGCGACCCCGAUCUCCACCUCUUCGCCGUCUUCGACGGCCACGGCGCCUGCGGGGCCGCCUGCUCCGGGUUCGCGCGCGACGCGCUCCCGCGCCUCCUCCUCCUCGCGGCCGAGGACGACGGCGCCGGCGCCGGCGGGAGCCUCCUCGCGACGGACCCCGCGGGCGCGUUCCGGGCGGCGAUGAUUGGGGUCAACGAGGAGAUGCACGCGGCGCCGGCCGUCGACGACUCCAUGAGCGGGACCACGGCCGUGGCCGCGCUCGUGGCCGGCGGCGCGCUCCACGUGGCCAACGUCGGGGACUCGCGCGCCGUCGCCGGGGUCUGGCGCGACGGCCGCGUCGCCGCCGAGGAGCUGUCGUGGGACCAGACGCCGUUCCGCGCCGACGAGCGCGCGCGCGUCAAGGCCUGCGGCGCGCGGGUCAUGUCGGUCGAGCAGGUGGAGGGCGUGCGCGACCCGGACGCCGAGGGCUGGCUCGCCGACGAGGGGGACCCGCCUCGCGUCUGGGCCCGCGACGGCCUCUACCCGGGCACGGCCUUCACGCGCAGCCUCGGCGACCUCGCCGCCGAGGGCGUCGGGGUCAUCGCCGACCCUGAGGUGAAGACCGUGGAGAUCACCCCGGCCCACCUCUUCUUCGUCGUCGCAAGCGAUGGCGUCUUCGAGUUCCUCUCCAGCCAGGAAGUCGUCGACAUGGUGGCUAUGCAUCAAGACCCUCGAGAUGCUUGCGCAGCAAUCGCUGCAGAGUCAUACAAACUAUGGCUAGAGCACGAAAACAGGACAGAUGAUAUAACAAUAAUCAUCGUGCAUAUCCGGGAUGCUCAAAAUUCAGGUCCUGCAGGGAGUGACAAAGAGAACUCCAGCAGCACCGGGGCGCCGAUAGCAUUGCACACGGUACAGCCAGAGCUGCCUGUAUUUGUACCGUCGGAGCUACCUGUAUUUGUACCGUCAGAAGCAAGUCACCUGAACGCAGUGGCUACUGCUGAACUGCGGCGGCCAUCCUCCUCUGGCUCUCCAUCGGAACGACGCCUCUCAUGCGUUGCUCCUUCGCCUACACACCCUUUACUGGAAGGAGGUAAAGCAUCGGAAGCUUCCAGGUCGACCCAGAUCGACAUUCCUUUAUCCGAACCAGUGGAAGCUUGGCAUCCUAGUCAAGGUGGUAACAAGCUAGAGCGGGCAGUCUCCUGCUGA